CGCGCUUAUGAUCGUUCUUCUGUGUGCCACUGUGGGUAAGGCGGCGGACUGGUCCGACUACCAUCGGAGGGUGGGCAUUCCAGAAGCAGAAAGAAUAAGACAAGCCGAGCAAACCAUGUUCAUCAACAGAAUCGUCGGCGGAGUGAUCGCCCCCGUCUACCAACACCCUUACCUCGCUGGGCUGAUCAUGGACCUCAUCGGGCUGCCCCAUAACUCGGCUUGCGGGGGCUCCGUCAUAUCCAGCACCAGGAUCCUCACAGCAGCUCACUGCUGGAAUGACGGCAACUUCCAAGCCUGGAGAUUCACCGUCGUGCUCGGUUCAGCUUUCCUCUACCACGGUGGCUUGAGAAAAUUUGCGUCCGCCGUAGCGCCCCAUCCACACUACAAGGCCACAACGCUAGCCAACGACGUUGCUAUUCUAUAUCUUCCUACGCCUAUCCAGUUCUCUCACGCGGUUCAACCAGUGCUGCUGCCAAUAGGACCAUGGAAAGACUUCGAUCUACACAACAUAUGGGCGUACGCGUCAGGAUACGGAAGGUAUUCUGACGUGACUAACCCUACUAUUAACACUAUGGUAAGAAACGUAUUUCUUCGAAUAAUUACAAAUGAGGAAUGUUCUAGAGUGUACGGUAAUAUGGUUACCGAGUCAAACGUGUGUACGUGUGGGCAAGGAGGGGUAGGUAUUUGCCGAGGCGACUCGGGAGGACCGCUGAUUGUGCAGAACGCGGGACAAAACGUCUUGGUCGGAGUGAGCUCAUUCGUCGCUAGCGACGGAUGUAAGCUGGGACAUCCGUCUGCUUUUGCCCGAGUCACUUCCUAUGUGGAUUGGAUACGCUUGCAUUUAUAAUGUGAAC
Cydia strobilella is the source of this 854-nucleotide messenger RNA. Its product is annotated as brachyurin-like. The record is from RefSeq and is a predicted model, not a curated record. Bases 8 to 847 code for a protein of 279 amino acids. Gene Ontology annotation, biological process: proteolysis. The transcript has a single exon. NCBI's taxonomy places the organism in Eukaryota, Metazoa, Arthropoda, Insecta, Lepidoptera, Tortricidae. Gene Ontology annotation, molecular function: serine-type endopeptidase activity.